ACAGAUUCUCAUUAUGAAUACAAAUUGUUUUAUUUGAAUCGAUCUGAGAAAUUGUCUUAUAAAAGGUUUGGUGAAAAUCAAUAAUCAAAAAACAAAAUUAAUAAAAUAAAUCAUAAACAUUUGAAAGUAAUCAGAAACAUAAUAGAAAUUUAAAUUUGAAGCAUCUAGAUUAUUUCGUAUCAACUAACUAUUAAAAUCUUCACUUUCUCUUUCAUACAUCCCUUUUCAGUCCUCGUGCUCCUUUAUAUCAUUAAUAAUGUUGGUUUCAUAAAUAUUUGAUUAUUCUCAUGAACUAUAUACUCAUUUACAUUGUGAAUACAAAAUGUUUUGUUUGAAUUUUGCCGUAUAAAGAAAGUAAUGAUAUUCAUUCAGUAGCUAUGCAAUUUGAUUAAGUAGCUAUUAUAUUCAUUCAGUAGCUAUGAUAUUCAUUCAGUAGCUAUAGAAUUCAUUCAGUAGCUAUGAUAUUCAUUCAGUAGCUAUAGGAUUCAUUAAGUAGCUGCAAGAUUCAUUAAGUAGCUGUAAGACUCAUACAGUAGCUAUACGAAUCAAUAAAUAGCUAUAGGAUUCAUUAAGUAGCUAUGAUAUUCAUUCAGUAGUUAUAGGAUUCAAUAAGUUGCUAUAAAACUCAUACAGUAGCUAUAGGAUUCGUUAUGUAGUUAUGCUUAAGAAAAUGCAGCAGACUAUAUUAAAAAAAGUAUCUCUUUUGAGAAUGAGCCGUAUCAUUCAUAAAAAGGUACACAUGAUUUUCUGAAUAUCUGGGAAUAUAGAUUAUUAGCACACUGAGAGCUGAGGAAUUUGAGUGCAUUUAAUUUGAUUUUAAUAUUGGGGAAUUGAGGAGAAUUUGUCUCGAGUUGGUAUUGAAUGAAUUUUUCGAAGUGGAAUGUAAACCUGGCUAAUUCAUUGGAAUUUUUUAGAAAUUUUUGUAUUGAUUGGAUUAGCAAUAUGAAAUGCAUCGAAGAUCAAAUUGCUUUACGAAUGCAAUGUAUUGCAAACUGUUAUCUGCCGAGUGGUAUUUGAUUUUAGCAGUUUGAAGGCUUUUGCGGAAAUUUGUGGUCUGUAGAAUUUUAUUGCGUGAGAUAUGAUUGAAAUAUAUUUUUAAAAAUUUUUUCUCUUAAUAAAAUUUUUUAAGGACUUUUACGGUUAUGGACUAGUACGCAUGGGGGAUUAUGGGGGAUUAUCUGACACCAUAGUUAGAUAGCAUUGUCACCACUCUCCGUAUGUAAUGGCAGUAUAUUCAUGUUUUUGCUUGCUUUGUUUUAUAGUGAACCCUGGCUGUCCGUAAAUUCUAUUAGUCGGCGUAUAUAUACCAAAUUUUAAUCUAAAUAGAUCAUUUGGUUGUAAAAUACAACAUCGGUUAUUUGAUGGUGGUAUUUGGAAUGUUGCAUUCAUAGGCGGCGGAGCCCCUAGGCUAGGAGGGGCUCAGAUAUUAAAAAAUUCAGAUUUCAUCACGAUUGUGUGUUUGAUAAACGUUCAAAGUCCCUAUGAUAUGCAUCAACGGAAACAUUUUUAUGUUAUCAAUAACGUUGUAAUGCAUUAGGCUGAUGUUUUCAACAGUCUGUGUUCCCAUUAUUAUGUAAAGUAGAAACAUUUAUCAUAGCACCUACGAACGGCACGGAAAAAGAAUGAUGAUAUUAAUGUUGAAAGUACUGUUGAAUUGUUAAAUGAUGAUAUUAAUAUUGCACGUUUUAAAUGCGACUUGCAUUUAUUGCCUGACUUUUUUUCAACUAAUUAUUUUAAACUUAGAAACAAAUUUGGACUUAAAAACAAUUUAAAAAAUUCAGACUCUACGAUUUACUCUAUGUACAAUCUAUUAGGAAAUGUAUAUUUCAUGAAUAUUGUAAAUUAUUGCGUAUAUUUAACAGUUCUCGUUAUAAGGGCUGCUGCUGAAGAAUGCUUCAGUGUAAUGAAUAAAAUAAAGAUAUAUCUACGAUCAACAAGGACAGAACAAUGCUUCAAUAAUGUCCUUAUACUUCAUAUUCAUAAAGAAAAGAUAAAUCAGUCAGACUUAAGCAGCAUUUUCUACUCUGAUUUUUUGCAAUAAGAUCAGAGUAGAAAAGCCUUUUCUCGACAUGAACAAUAUCUUUUUCUACCUACGACUGUUUUAUUUGCUUUAGUCAAAAUUUAAGAUUUGUUAUGCUUAUGUUGAUAAUGAAAUAAAAAUUUUGAUAGUGUCGUAGAAUCUUCAAUUAUUCUGCAGGCAUGUAAAUGUGUCACUGCAGAAAAGUUUUUGGAUGAAAGUUGUGACCACGAAACUUAAAAGUUUGCUUUCUCUCCUAAUGUGGAUUUUCUAUAGUUGUUUAAAAAAAUCUUUGAGCCCCUCCUAAACUGGAAACGUUCCGCCGCCUAUGAUUGCAUUCCCAUUGUGAUAGAUAUCUGAUGUAAUUUUCUGUAUCUUAUGAGUUCUAAAUUACUGUUAAUUCUUGUUAACCAUGUUACCAGUAGUAUGUAUGUUUAUUUUACAUGUUACAUGUAUUGAUAAUAUUAUUUAAGAUUCUAAUGUAACUAGUAGAUUUUCAAUAUCUCUGUAUAGUAUCUGUUGUUUAUAUGCUUUGUUUUCCAUAUGUGAGAAUAUAUCUACAAUAUAAAGCAUCUGUUGAACAAUUAUUUAUUAAAGAAAAGGACUUAUUUAAUAAAUUGUGCUUAGAUAACUUCAAUGAAAUGUUCUUUGGAAUCGAUUUGUCUAGUAUUCCUCAUUAUUUACUCUUUAUAGAUUUACUUUUAGAUACUUGUAAUUUUAUUGAUUCCUAUUAUGUCUAAACGAGCGGAAUGGAUUAAGGAAUUAAAUGAACUUGAUUGUCUCAACGUGGAGUUUUGUGAGACAUUAACAACAUCUUUUAACUAUAUUAUUGCUUUUUGCAUAUUAUCUCAUAAAUCCGGUUACAUAAAACCUGUUAGAGAAGCUUAUGAUUUUGUUGAACGUUAUUAUAGAGAACAAUUUAUUGAUAAUAAUAAUAAAUUUUCUACUACACGUAUGGAAAGUUUAACUACUGCUAAACUAAUUUCCGAAUUAGAAAUGCCGUCGAAAUUCAUCUCAUCUGAUGAAGAUCGUCCGUUGACAGACUUCGCUUUUUUUGAACCAAAUUCAAUAAAAGCGAAAGAAAUACAUCCUAACUUAAUAUGUGGCUUCAAUGGAGUAUAUAAGUUGCAGCGAUCAACAGCGAGACAAAACAAUAAUAUUCACGAUCGAAGCCUAACCGUCUUAAUACUAACUACUGGGGAUCGUUGGCCACAAUUAUUGGAGCAUUUCUACGAUGCACAUCAGACGAAUGUUAAGUAA
Molecule: messenger RNA, 3277 nt
Organism: Rotaria socialis
Lineage: Eukaryota; Metazoa; Rotifera; Eurotatoria; Philodinida; Philodinidae
Source: the annotation of a GenBank genome assembly